GGGACAAGGUCUGCCCCCUCAGGUCGGAGGAGGGGCUGCAACUGGCCUCUUUAAGUCGGCGCGGUGCCUGGGUGCGCACGCAGUCUGAGGACUCCGUGCACUCGCCGUACCAGACGCUUCCUGUUCUGCUGCUGGCUCCUCCUCCGGCCUCGGCGAAAUAGCCAAUCAUCGCCAGAGUUGGGUGGUGACACGCGAUCCCGGCGGGACACGCCGGGGCAAACGGUUUAAAAGGGCGUCGUUGAGCCGCCUGCCACCUAGCGGCGGAACGGUGGGCGGCGGGAGUGAAAGCUGCAGUCUCGGAUGCGGACGCAGUUUGAGAGAGCUGAGGAAGCGAGGCCUUCGGGAAUUCUCAAACAGGGUCUGGCUGUAUCACCCAGGAUGGAGUGCAGUGGGUUGAUCUCGGCUCACAGCAACCUCCACCCUUGAGGCUCAAGCAAUCCUCCUGCCUCAGCCUUCUGAGUAGCUGGGACUACAGGUCUCUUUUGCUGGUUCUUCUUCAGCUUCCUGACCUCUAAACAGUGGAAUACACAGGGCUUUGUCGUUGGACCUCUUCUCUUCUCCCUCUACAUACACACUAUGCCUUGGAUAAUCCUUUGAAGGAAGGUCAUUUAGUUCAACUUAAUGAAACCGAUAUCCUUCGCGUACUGACGGAAACACUGGUGGCGCAUAUUGAGGCCAUAUUUCCGGAUCAGACCCUGCUGGUUUGAACAGACAUGACAAGAGCGAGAAACCUGGCCGAAUUUUCGCGGGUGGCUCCAGUACAGCUGCUGGUGACCCAUCUUGCUCUCAGGAGUGCAAUGAGGUGUCACCUCUCCACUGACCGCUGAUUGCCACCAUCUCUGCUGUCUCACCAUCUCACCCGUCUGCUGACUGCCACCGUCUCCGCUGACUUGCUGCCUUUCAUUGUCUUUUUCCUUUCAUUGAUCACCAGAUGAUGGGAGGGCAAGUGAGCCCCCAAACUGGGGCUUAGCCUGGGAAGGUUCUUAGCUUUGCCCAGGAAAGAAAAUCCAAGGACGAGCCAGUGGUGUUAAACAGCAACUUUUAUUGAAGCAGCAGUGUACACUUAAAAAAUUUGCCUGUCCUGCCGAAGCCAUCAUGGUCUGCACACAUGCCCUCCUCCCUCCCGAGCUGCCUGGUUGAGGUGGUGGCCUCUUCGUCUGCAGUGAGGCCAGGCCGAGAGAGAUGAGUGAGGUCAGGAUGAUGAUGCUCACCUGUGUCUGUUUCUCCUUUCUGGGACGCAUGGGAGACUAUACUUCUGAGUUGCAAAAUGUGAACAACUGGUAAGUCUAGGUAAAAGUGACAUUUGUCUUGCAACUUUUCUAUAGGUUUGAUAUAGAAACUCUGGGUAAUUCUGCAGCACACUCUGCUUAAGAAAUUACUUGUAGAGAUGAUGGGGGAUGUGGGGUGUAGAGAUUUCCUGAUGAACACAUGCAUACCAGAGUUAUCAGGGAGUAGAAAUUAAUAGUGACAAAUCCAUUUGGAAAAGGGAGCGAGAGAGACAGACAGAGACAGAUGGAGUUGAGCAGAUGUGCAGAGAGAAGCACCUGGCCCCAGGGUGAGAGUGAAAAUAGCUGCCUCAGCUCCUGUUCACUUUCACGUUCUCAAUUCCAGUUUCACGAGGCCUAGCUAUGUGGCAGGCUGUACAGUGUACAGUUCCUUCCUUGGAUACUCAGGAAAUCUAUCCUCUCUUCCUUCCACUCUUGGCUCUCUUCUUUUACUUGGACCCGCCAAAGUAGACAAUUGUUUCUUAGAGCAGCUCCCACUAGAACAUUUGUUAGUAAUGAUAUUGUUUAUUUAUUAUUGUGCUUUAUUGUACCAUUUAAGUUAAUCCUUACACUAUUAGCAUUUUCAUUUUAUAGAGGAGGGAAAAAGAGAUACAGAGAGGUUUGCUAACUUGCCCAAGCUUGUAUAGCUCAUAAGUGAUUGAGCCAGAAUCAAGUCUAUAUUUUUUUUUUUAAUUUUUUUUUUUUUUUUUGAGACCGAAUCUCUGUCGCCCAGGCUGGAGUGCAGUGGCGUGAUCUUGGCUUGGGUGGAUAGAGCUGUUUCUUCAUAAGCCAUAAACCUAAGACUAAUCCUAAUCUGUUUCCUAACUUGUGUUUUAAUGCAUACCCGGAUUCUAACUGCCAUGGUCUUUUCUGCAGAAUGUGUUCUAGUCCCUACAUCCUAAUUUAUACCCCAACUUCCAUUCAAACCUUUCCCUUUUUCAAUUUCAUGAACUCUUUCCCCUGAACUUCUAACAUCUGUGACUGCUCCCAGCUCCUUUCCUUCCUCCCGUUCCUGCCACAUGCUAACCCAGCUAGACACUGGGGUCAUUGCUCGUUACGUAUCAUCUCAGCUAGCUGAUAUCCUACUCUAUGAGAUGGUAACAUUAGGUUUUCCAUUUUACAGAUGAGAAAACUGAGGCUCAAUGAGAUGAAUUUGGACAAAGUCCAUAUCUCUGGUGAAGCUAGGAUUUGAUCUAGUGGUGUUUUUUUGUUUGUUUGUUUUGUUUUGUUUUUGAGACGGAGUCUUACUCCGUUGCCCAAGCUGGAGUGCAGUGUGUGAUCUCAGCUCACUGCAUGCUCCACCUCCUGGGUUCAUGCCAUUCUCCUGCCUCAGCCUCCCGAGUAGCUGAGACUACAGGUGCCCACCACCACGCCUGGCUAAUUUUUGUAUUUUUAGUAGAGACAGGAUUUCACUAUGUUGGCCAGGCUGGUCUCAAACCCCUGACCUUGUGAUCCUCUUGCCUCGGCCUCCCAAAGUGCUGGGAUUAAAGGCAUGAGCCACCGUGCCUGGCUGUUUUGUUUUUUAAACUUUUUUUUUUUUUUUUUUUUUUUGAGACAGAGUCUUGUUCUGUUGCCCAGGCUGGGGUCUCCUGCCUCAGCCUCCCAAGUAGCUGGGACUACAGGCGCCCGCCACCACACCCGGCUAAUUUUUUGUAUUUUUAGUAGAGACGAGGUUUCACCAUGUUAGCCAGGAUGGUCCCGAUCUCCUGACCUCGUGAUCUGCCCACUUCGGCCUCGCAAAGUGCUGGGAUUACAGGCAUGAGCCACUGCGCCCAGCCUUAUUUUGUUUUUUAAAGUUAUGAUGCCUUUGGCUCUAAGUGAAAGAAAACAAAGUGGCCUUAAUAACGAAAUUUACUAUUUCACAUAAAAAGGCUGGCUAGUUCCAUGGCUCUACAUUACCCUCAGGACCCUGGCCUUUCUCCUCUACCAUCCAUCCUCGAUGUGUCCAGGACUUGUCUCCAGGUUAGCUUUCCGCGAGGCUUCCACAUGCCUGCCAGUGUUCUAGCCUCACAUCCCCCAAAAGUCUAGGGGCAGGAAUGGACAUUGUUUCGUCUUGUGCAUCUCUGUCUCUCUCACUUGCUCUAAUUUGAUGUGAAUCUUAUCUUUAAGAGCAAAGCAACUUUUCCCAGGACCCUCCCCUGCCCCAGCAGAUUUCCCCUCGUAUUAUCCAGAAUGCCGGAAGCCCGUGCCUAAGCGGUCGUGGGCAAGGAGCAUGGGACCAUGCUUAGACUAAUCCAGCUCAUUCCUCCAGGCUGGUUCUCCAGGCCUCCCUGAUGAAGUUUCUGGCUCCUUGGAAGAAAGGAGAUGGGGGUCAGGAAUAGGUAUAAGCUAUGAUAGUGUCUGUCACAGAAUCCCAAGUCUGGUUGUUAAGCUUGACACGCUGCUGCUAUUCUGGGCUUGCCCCUCGGCUCCCAUCAUCACUCUAACAUAUUUCCUCAGCUGUGAGGUAAGUCCCCACAACUCUAAAUGACACAUUCACUGUCCUUGGCAGAACAGUGAGGAACAUGAAAUGUGUGCCUUGGGGCCCAGUGCUCUUGUGUAAUUCCCCUGGGAUGUCAGUGCCGUCCUUGGUCAGUGCAGGCAUGGUCACUGGAGGUGGGGAGAGGAGCAGAGCUCUGCCUCAGAAACGUGGGUCCUGAGCCCUCAGCCUGGCCCUGACCCAGAACUGUUUGUUUUGUUUUUUGAGGUGGGGUCUGGCUGUGUUGCCCAGUUUGGACUGAAACUCCCAGACCCAAGUGAUCCUCCCACCUCAGCCUCCUCAGUACCUGGAUGUGAGCGUGGCUGCACCCGGCCCGGAGUUGGGUUUUAAUCAUGUUUCCCCUCCUCUGAGAUCUCAUCUUCCUGGUCUGUGCUUUUUCUUCUCUUAGAAUCCAAUUUUUUUUUUUUUUUUUUUAACAAAUUCUAACUUGCCCCCUAGUGUUACCGCCCACCCCUACAACAACUUUAUCCUGUUUCCUUCUCUCAACCCCCCACAGCUUUUCUGGCUCCCAUGGAGUGCACACUCGGCCACCGUGGCUGGAGCCUGGCAGAGCCUGGCUCAUUUGUUGAAUGGAUGACUCUGAUUAUAGCAUCCCCGCCUCCUUUAGCCCCACAGCCCUGGACACGGUACACACAGACCAGAGCCUUGGCUCAAAGGCAAACAAAAGGAACUGCCUGGCUCCCCAUGGCUGUGGCCAGCACCUUCAUACCAGAGCUUAACCCUCAGAACCCUCAUUAUAUCCCAGGGUACACUGGACACUGCCCACUACUUCGGUUCAGCAUGGGCCAGACCUAUGGGCAGGUGACUGGUCAGCUACUUCAAGGCCCUCCUGGCCUAGCCUGGCCUCCUGUCCACCGCACACUUCUGCCUCCCAUUCGGCCUCCAAGAUCUCCUGAGGUUCCCAGGGAGAGCCUACCUCUCAGGCGUGGGCACGAAAGGCUCAGCUCCAGCAUGAUCCCUGGGUACACAGGUUUUGUACCCCGGGCACAGUUCAUCUUUGCCAAGAACUGCAGCAAGGUCUGGGCCGAGGCUCUGAGUGACUUUACUCACUUGCAUGGAAAGCAAGGGAGUGAAGAGCUGCCAAAGGAGGCCAAGGGAAGAAAGGACACGGAGAAGGACCAGGUGCCAGAGCCGGAGGGGCAGCUGGAGGAGACAGCACUGGAGGUGGUGGAACAAGCUUCUCCCUACUUCAUGGAUGACAGGGACCCUCGGAAGUUCUUCAUGUCAGCUUUCCUGUGCUUACCAACCAGGCACUGCAGGAAUUUGGGCAGAAGCACUCACCAGGCAGUGCCCAGGACCCCAAACAUCUCCCCCCGCUUCCCAGGACAUACCCUCAGAACCUGGGUCUUUUACCUAACUAUGGGGGCUAUGUGCCAGGGUAUAAGUUCCAGUUUGGCCACACAUUUGGCCAUCUCACCCAUGAUGCUCUGGGCCUCAGCACCUUCCAGAAGCAGCUCUUGGCUUAGGCCCCUGGAUAUCAAGUUCCCUUCCCUUUUCAUCCUAUCCCAGCCAUCCUUUUGGAAGGGAGAAAGGUAGGGGAGCACAAAGAGAAAAUGGUCUGGAGGCUGAGCACCUUUUUUAUUAAUAGGUAUAAUAAAUAAAUAAAUAAAUACAUAAACAGAC
Molecule: messenger RNA, 5367 nt
Organism: Symphalangus syndactylus (siamang)
Lineage: Eukaryota; Metazoa; Chordata; Mammalia; Primates; Hylobatidae
Gene: CIMIP2B
Product: ciliary microtubule inner protein 2B
Source: RefSeq, a predicted model, not a curated record